Molecule: messenger RNA, 1687 nt
Organism: Paramuricea clavata
Lineage: Eukaryota; Metazoa; Cnidaria; Anthozoa; Malacalcyonacea; Plexauridae
Source: the annotation of a GenBank genome assembly
AUGUUUCCUUCAAUAGGUUUAGAAAAACUAGAAGGAGAUCAAGUAGUUUUGGAUGAAGAUGGAACUGUAAUUGAUGAUGAUGAUGUUGUCAUGGCAUUAGAUAAGAAUACUGUGUUAAUGGUGUUAAAAGACAACGAAGUUUGGAAACCGGAAGCAUCCAUAUCUGCAAAUAUACAGCAGGAACUGACAGAGAAGAUAGCUGAUCUGAACAAGAAACCACUGUCCAAAGGGACAACUUCUAGUGGCAGUAUGCGUCUGGAAAUGUGUGAUGGAAAGCUGACACUGCGAAAACCAACAGAAACUGUAAGCAUGUUUAUCAUGGAUUUCUGUAAUAGCUUGUUGGUGUUGUCAUAUACUUACAUAUGAAAUAUUUUUAUUAGGAGCUAGUCCAGGAAGAUAUAAAGAGUGAAUUAGAUGAAGAAGCAAGGAUAUAUGGGAAAAGAGGGAAGCCUCUUACGAACUACCAGAAAGCAGUGAACAAUGCUGCUGUUGAUUUAGCCAAGGAAAACCCUUUGGCUGUGUUGGAUAAAGGUGAGUCAUACAGUACUUUCUGAAUGACUAUUGCCAAUAUUGUACAGGUAUAUGUACCCCAUUUGAAUGUUAACUAUAAAACAAAAGUCAAUAUGUGUCAAUAGUCGGAAGUUUACGGUAUGCAACUUACACAGUAUAUAAAAAAUGAUAUGAGAGAGAGCUACAUUAUAUAUCUAUUACUCGAAGCGAGAAAAAUUACGCAUGCAUGAUCAGGUAAAACCGCUGAUCAUAACAGGACAUGCCCUGUGUUUCAUGUUUGAUCUCAAUAACAUUUUGUAGCUUUAAUGAAUCUACGUUUCGACUAUAUUUUAGUCAUCUUCAGGACAGAUUAGUGUAAACUGUAAAGUUACAAAUACUGUCAUAUAAUAUAGUGAAGAAAGGAGGAGCUUAAGGCGACAAGGCUUCUAAGGAACUGAUCAUAUUUCAGUAACACUAUUAGGCUCCUCCUUCUUAACUAUAUAUUAUGUCAGUAUUAAACUUUACACUAAUCUGUCCUGAAGAUGACAUUAAAGCUACAAAAUGUUAUUCGAAGUUACUGUUCAAUUGUAUUUUAUAAAAUUGCUGAAUGGUUCCCGUAGUAAGUCAAUGGUAAAAGUAAACAUGUAUUUUAAUUAUGUAUGUCUAUGUUUUAGUGUUUCUUGUUUCUCGUCACUUUCUAGGAAGUCUUUUAAAACGUGCGAGGGAGAAAGUGAGUGAUGAUGGAUAUGUGUUUGUCAAAGGGAGAUCGCGAGCCCGUAGUAGUCAAAGUGAUUCAGACGAUGUUCCUAAGCGUAAGAGAAUGGAUGCCGAUGAGAGAGCAAGAGAAAUGAAAGUAUUACAAGAGAAUAUCGCCACUCUUGAAAGCCGUAUUCAGUUCAAGAACCAAAUGUUGAAUAAAGCACGCUCAGUUACCAAUUAUAAACUCUGCGAUGAAAUUAGUGGCGACAUAAUAAAUAUAAGAAAAGAUAAACGGGCUGCGGAAAAUCGUUUAGCUGCAAUGAAGAAAAAGCAAUCGAAAUCGCAAUCGAAAUCGCAAUCGAAAUCGCAAUGGUAUCAUUCAAAAAAGCCAAAGAAAAGUGAAGGUGAAGAUCAUUCCCAAGAAAAAGAGGGCACUUCGACCAUUCUGGAUCAUUUCGAUAAAUUGUCAAAUGCCAAACCAGACGAAACUUCCAUUUAA